Tuber melanosporum (Perigord truffle) is the source of this 535-nucleotide messenger RNA. RefSeq lists its product as uncharacterized. Gene Ontology annotation, cellular component: mitochondrion. The record is from RefSeq and is a predicted model, not a curated record. Bases 1 to 501 code for a protein of 166 amino acids. The transcript has 3 exons. NCBI's taxonomy places the organism in Eukaryota, Fungi, Ascomycota, Pezizomycetes, Pezizales, Tuberaceae.
AUGUUUGCUCAACGAGUAUCCAUGGUGAGGCCUCUAGCCUACCGGACGCUUCCCUUCCUUUCUUCUCAUUCCGCAAGAACCUUUAUCACUGGUUUCCCCAGAAUUCCUCAAAGGUUCGAGCAAUACCCAGACUAUGAUGAUACAACCGAUCCUGGGAUGAAUGGCGGAUACGUGAAUCCUCCGGCCGAAAAGCGUCAAUUCAGAGAUCCCUACGGUGAUUGGUGGGAUAAGCAAGGCCGUCGCAAUUUUGGAGAGCCACUGCACGAAGACGACGAUAUCCUCGGCCGGUUCUCUCCUGAGGAAUAUACUCACUUCAAGCCAAGAUGGGCAUUCGCCAUGAAUGGGAUAUUCAUUGCUACAAUGCUUGGAUUUUGUGGGAUUGUCUAUGCCCUCUACCCCGACCAGCCAGCAGUUCCCAGAACCUUUCCCCAUGACGGAUUGCUAGAUGCACUCGGUGGCCCCGGAGCGCUUCCAGCACUGUCGGAUAAAAAUGAUAAAUAGAUAUUUAUAUUCAAUUUUACCGAUGUUUGCUGCU